UUCUGCUUUCGUGACAUGUUUCGGUUGGCACGUCUCUUGUGUGUAACAUACGUGAGUCGUAACUGGUCUUCGCACGAGGAGUACAGAGUUGAAUCUUGCGAAUUUGAACGCGGUUUCCUUAAAUUAAAAAUGAAGCCGAAACCAGAACUGACAACUGUGUCAACGUGGGUUAAAUUGCAACAAUAUUUCGACGCAAAUGGAUCGACAAUCAAAAUAUACGAUCUUUUUCAACAAGAUCCUAAACGUUUCGAAAAGUUCAGUCUAGAAAUUCCAACUCCUAACGAUGGUCCAAUUUUACUUGAUUACUCCAAAAAUCGUCUCACUGAAGAAGCAUUUAAGUUACUACUGGACCUUGCACGCGAACGAGAGAUAGAAGAUGCAAGAGAUGCUAUGUUCAAAGGAGAAAAGAUUAAUUUCACUGAAAACAGAGCAGUUCUACACAUUGCUUUGCGUAACAGAUCUAACAGACCUAUAAUGGUUGAUAAUAAAGAUGUGAUGCCAGAUGUGAAUGCUGUAUUGGAACACAUGAAAGAAUUUACUAAUGAAGUCCUCUCAAAAAAAUGGAAAGGUUUCACUGGCAAAUCAAUUGAAGAUGUUGUUAAUAUUGGAAUAGGUGGUUCAGAUUUGGGUCCAUUGAUGGUGACAGAAGCAUUGAAAGCAUAUCAUAUUGGGCCUAGAGUUCAUUUUGUUAGUAACAUAGAUGGAACUCAUAUAGCUGAAACUCUAAAAAAAUUGAAUCCGGAAACUACUCUCUUCAUAAUUGCAUCAAAAACAUUCACUACUCAGGAAACAAUUACAAACGCUACCUCUGCUAAAUUAUGGCUUUUGGAUGCUUUGAAAAAUGAUGCGGCAGUUGCAUGUCAUUUCGUAGCAUUAUCUACUAAUAAUCAGAAAGUCAAAGAAUUUGGUAUCGACGAAAAAAAUAUGUUUGGAUUUUGGGAUUGGGUUGGAGGACGUUAUUCUUUAUGGUCGGCUAUUGGUUUAUCGAUCAGCUUGUCCAUCGGCUUUGAAAAUUUCGAAAAACUAUUAAGUGGAGCACACUUCAUGGAUCAACAUUUCUGUUCUGCUCCAUUAGAAAAAAAUGCACCAGUUAUAUUAGCUUUACUCGGUGUAUGGUAUCACAAUUUCUAUAAAGCUGAAACGCACGCAUUAUUGCCAUAUGAUCAGUAUUUGCAUAGGUUUGCUGCAUAUUUCCAACAGGGUGACAUGGAGAGUAAUGGGAAAUACGUUACUCGCGCAGGAAAAACUGUAACUUAUAAUACAGGUCCGAUCGUAUGGGGAGAACCCGGUACCAACGGACAACAUGCAUUUUAUCAGUUACUACAUCAAGGUACUAGACUCGUACCUGGUGAUUUUAUAAUUCCAGUACAAUCGCACAAUCAGGUCCAAGGAACUCUUCAUCACAAAAUAUUACUUGCCAACUUCUUUGCACAAACUGAAGCUUUAAUGAAGGGUAAAAAUGAGGAUGAAGCACGAGCUGAAUUACAGAAGGCAGGAAUGAGUCCCGAGCAAGUGAAUCUAUUAUUGCCGCACAAGAUGUUCCAAGGAAACAGACCUACCAAUAGUAUUCUCGUGAAGAAAGUAACACCUUUUACUCUUGGAGCUUUAAUUGCGAUGUACGAGCAUAAGAUUUUCGUACAAGGCAUUAUGUGGGAUAUCAAUUCGUUUGAUCAAUGGGGCGUUGAAUUGGGAAAACAGUUGGCGAAAGUAAUCGAACCUGAAUUGGAAACCGGUGCAGCAAUUACAAGCCACGACUCAUCAACAAAUGGAUUGAUUGCAUUUGUCAAAAGCAACAGAUCUUGAAUCAUAUGAAAUUAUAUGAGAGAACAAUUUAGUAAUUAAGAAUUCUAUUUAAGGUUACGUUAAUGUGCGGAUUAUUAGAAUGUACAUGUAGAUGAUCGCAAAUAUCUAAAAAAAAAAACGUAAUUUCAGAUGAAAACGAUGUUCUUGGCGUUAAAUUUUACUGAUUUUAAUGAUUUAUAUAUCGCAAUUAUAAGUUGUUACAUAGUAUAUAAUAUAUACAACAAUUGUUGAGUGGAAUAAUAUUGUUUUGCUUUUAUGCUACUUAUUAUUAUAUUGUUUUUAUAAAUAUUUAAUAAAUAAUAUAUGCACAACGUU
Molecule: messenger RNA, 2118 nt
Organism: Hylaeus anthracinus
Lineage: Eukaryota; Metazoa; Arthropoda; Insecta; Hymenoptera; Colletidae
Gene: Pgi
Product: glucose-6-phosphate isomerase
Exons: 11
Coding region: 16-1803 (595 amino acids)
Biological process (GO): glucose 6-phosphate metabolic process; gluconeogenesis; glycolytic process
Cellular component (GO): cytosol
Molecular function (GO): monosaccharide binding; glucose-6-phosphate isomerase activity; carbohydrate derivative binding
Source: RefSeq, a predicted model, not a curated record